UAUUGGCGGGAAAAAAGUAAACAAAGAAAACGACGCAAACAAGUGGCUGAAGAUGGAUAAAUUUUUAAUAAAAAUGCCGAUUAAAGCGAAAAACAAUGACAUUCUAGAAGAGAAACCGGUUGUUAAAAAUGAGACAUCCAAGCCAGCGGCUAAACAGUCGAAUAAAAACACUAUUGUUCAGGUUAAGGAGAAGGAAAACGCUCAGGCUAACGAAUCGCCAAAGCAGGGAAGAGCGGGACGAAAAGCCAAGCCAGCGGUCAAGCGAAAGAAUCUGGAUACUCCCGAAGUAAAUGAGGAAAAGGAGACCGCGGAGAGCGAGAACCCGCCCAAGCGUCGCAGUGGCCGCUUGACUCGAAGCACGCGAUCCAUGGCCGAGGAUGGAACACCCUCGCCGGAGAAGGUGGUGCCCGAGAAGCUGCCGUUUAUCAAGUACCGCGGAGAGAUCAAGUACUUCACAGAGAACCAGGACAUUGCCGCAUCCGCUGAUGAUGUGAUGCAAUGGGUGGACAAGCAGACCGAUGCGGAUGUGGUCCCCAUGGCAUUCGACAUGGAGUGGCCCUUCUCAUUCCAGACUGGACCUGGCAAAUCCUCCGUCAUUCAAAUCUGCGUGGACGAGAAGUGCUGCUACGUCUAUCAGUUGAGCAACUUGAAGAAACUGCCGGCGGCCCUGGUGGCCCUGAUCAAUCAUCCCAAAGUGCGCCUGCAUGGCGUCAACAUAAAAGCGGACUUUCGGAAGUUGCAGCGCGACUUUCCCGAGGUGUCCGCCGAUGCGCUAAUUGAAAAGUGCGUCGAUCUGGGCGUGUGGUGCAAUGAGGUCUGCGAGACUGGCGGCCGCUGGAGUCUGGAGCGGCUGGCCAACUUUAUAGCCAAGAGGGCGAUGGACAAGAGCAAGAAAGUGCGAAUGAGCAAGUGGCAUGUCAUUCCACUCGACGAGAACCAACUGAUGUACGCGGCCAUUGAUGUCUAUAUUGGACAAGUCAUCUAUCGCGAUCUGGAGCAGCGCGAAAAGCAAAAACUGAUCAAUGAAUUGGCUUUUAAGGAGCAGAACGGAGAGGCUGCCUUCAAAGCAGUCAAGGGUCUGGGCGAAACAUUUCUCACGAAGAUCAAUGAAAUAACAUUGUGAGGGGACUCCACACAAUUUUGUGUCUCUUUUUUGCUGCAACGUAGCACUACUAUUCUUUUGACUACUGUACUUGUUAUUUAGGCAAUUUUUAUCAAAUUUAUUUAUUCCAGCAGGGAUUUUUUUAAACUGCAAGCAACUCUUAAUAUUCGAAUAGUAAUCUACAGUGCACGCUGACUCCCAUCUAGAUUAAGUUUACACAUCUCGUUUUUUCUACAUUUUUUCAACUUGCAAUAAAUUUUAAUUCGUAAAUUCGCAUA
Messenger RNA from Drosophila obscura, 1380 nucleotides. It is a transcript of the gene WRNexo, whose product is annotated as Werner Syndrome-like exonuclease. The record is from RefSeq and is a predicted model, not a curated record. Gene Ontology annotation, molecular function: nucleic acid binding; 3'-5' exonuclease activity. Gene Ontology annotation, biological process: nucleobase-containing compound metabolic process. Lineage: Eukaryota; Metazoa; Arthropoda; Insecta; Diptera; Drosophilidae. The coding region runs from base 53 to 1123 and encodes 356 amino acids. The transcript has 7 exons.